CACCAUGCAGCUCCCGCCCGGCGCCGUGGUGCUCCUGGGGCUCCUGGGGGCCCUGCGCGCUGCCACCAUAGGUCUUCUUGAGCUCUCCUUGGGAAAAUUCAGAAAUGUGCUACUUAACCAGACCAAUUCAGUGGAAGCUGUAAUCAGGAAUGUUGCAAGCAAUGUGACUGUUGUUAUUUUUCAAGUACAUGCCCAGCAAAACAAUGUGGUGAUAUCCUUUGAUAAGAAUCCCUCUGUGAACAGCUCAGGAACUGGAGUAGACAAAGGAUUGAUUUCCAUUCUUCAGCCUCAACAGAGUGUAUGUACGUGGUACCUUCGGUCAGUGGAUGCUAACCAGGUGUUAAGCACAGCUAUCUCUAUUCCUUAUAUGGAGAAAGAUCCUAUUCCUGGAGGCUGCAAUCUAGAAUUUGACUUGGAAGUGGAUCCCAAUAUUUACCUAGACUAUACCUUGGUUGAUGUAUACAUCAAGUUUGCCCCUGCGAACUUGGGAUAUGCCAGAGGAGCAAAUCCACCAUCUUGUGAUUCAGGGACUGAUCAGAACUCCAGAUGGCGACUGCAUUAUGAUGUCUAUCAGUACUUUUUACCAGAGAAUGAUCUUUCUGAGAUGGUACUCAUGAACCACAUCCGGAAGAUGUCUGAGGUGCACAGUAUCAAAGCUAAUGGCAUUAAAAUGCUUACACUGACAGCUGAUGACAAGACCAAUGUCUACUUUUCCUCGCUACCUGGGCAAGGUGUGAUCUACAAUGUCAUAGUACGGGAUCCUCUUUGGAAUACUUCUGCUGCAUACAUACCUGUGCAUACAUAUGCCUGCAGCUUUGCUGACUUAGUGGAUAACUGCUCUUCUGUCAGCAAACUCUCUACCAAAAUACUCUUCACUGCUCUUGCUGUUCUUGGUCUCUUCACUUGCUAUUUUGGACACAGAUUCUGGAAAACAGACUUAUUCUUCAUGGGCUUCAUAUUCACAGGAUUCUUCUUCUUUGUAUUCAUUACUAGGGUAACUGGCCUUGGUUAUGAUGUACGUCUUAUUUUGACAGCAGUGGCUGGAAUUAUCGGAGGGCUUGUCCUGGUUGUUAACUGGUGGAGAUUUGGAUCUGUCCUGUUUUGUAUGUUGAUUAUUGGACUUGUGCUGGGGUUUCUCUUCUCGUCGGUGAUCUUCUUCACUCCACUAGGAGAUUACAAAGUCUUUCGUGAUGAUGUUGUGUUCUGGGUGACCUUUUCUUGUGUGGCCUUGUUGAUUCCAGUGCUUUUUUUUGGCUGUCCAAGAAUUCUGAACAUAUUGGCUUGUGGAAUAGUAGGCUCUUACUCAGUGGUCUUGGCUAUUGCCUGUUAUGUCUACACAAGUCUUGCCUACAUCACCUUAGACCUGCUCAGAAGAAUCCUCAAUGAUUACUUCAGCAGAGCUUAUACCAAUGUGCCUUUUCAAACAAAUGACUUCAUCAUCCUGGCAGUGUGGGUAAUGCUGGCCCUCAGCGGAAUAACUGUGCAGCUUCGCCGAGAGAGAAGUGAGGUGCCCUUCCCACCGCACCCCUAUCUCCUUUGGAAGAGGGAAAGGGAGCGCAGAAGCACAAAUAUUUUAGACCCUAGCCAUCACAUUCCUCCCCUGAGAGAGAGGAUCCAUAACAAGCUGUUGCAGAUCAGAGAGGUCUUUCAGAAGGAGCAGCCAGCUGGGGAAAGAACUCCAUUGCUUCUAUAACCAAAUAACUGGUGGACACAGAGGAAGAGUCUAGAAAUGAUGUGAGAUGGGUGAUCAUCAGCAAACAGUGAGCCAAUGGUGCAGGCUUUUACCACCCUGCUUAAUGAAAGGAUGGUGUUUGCCCACAUUGGAAGAAAAGCAUUGAUCUGUCCAUACACUACAUGCUAUUCUGACUUUUUUCCUCAAUAGCCCACUCAGUCUGUUGUGACAUGCAUGUGUCUAGCUGCAGAGAGCUUGUGCUAUGGGUAAAGUACAGGUGUUUGUCUUAUGAUCUAGCUUGAUGUUUAAAUGUGAAGUAUAAAACAGCCCUUAAGGUAACCUGUACAGUGUCAGUUCUUCCCUCACAGUGUGAAAAAUCACUGCCAAACUACUAUCUGACUCCCAAAGGUGAGCAGCCUGUCAGCUUGCAAGGGAAGAAGAUAAGGACCAUAAACAGAAGGAGUUAUUUUAGCAGCAGCUGAAGUAUUAUGUUCAAAUAGGUACAAAAUUUAUGGCUGCAGAAAGUUGCUUCCAAGAAGUAUUACUGAACCUUGCAAGCUGUACUAAAUGACUUGAAUUCAAACUGCACUGGAUUAACUGCUGUAUGUGUGCACAUUAGGACUCAAAGUGAAGUCGUCGUGUCUCAUACCAGGUCUGUCUCCCCCGCUUUCAGUUGGCUCUGUAGCAAACUGGUUCUCUGGUUUCUGUAGAGACAACUGCUAAAAGAACACAUGAGGUUUGACUCCUUGCUUGCUUUCUGAACAGCCUGACUUGUUUAAACUCUGGUAUCUUCCCUCAUCUUUUGAUGGGGUGCUGUCAUUAAAAAAAAAAAAAAUGAAAUAAGCACUUCAUAGCCAAUGACAGUCUCUUCCUGAACUUGGUUGAAACACUAGCUAUUUUUUAAUCACUGAAUCUUUUAAUUUUUGCCUCUGAGGCAUGGAAAUGGCAUACUGCAGGCAAAAUACUGACCAGGGUCCUUGCUGACUGAAUGUGUUCCUUACUGACUUGGACUGAAUCUACCCAAAGUAUAAUGCAGUGUGAAAGGAGAUGGGGACCACCCUUUUAUUCAGUGGAGAACUACUAUCUUGUGUGGUGGCUUUAUUCACUUCCUUAAACAAAACCAAACCUAGCUUUUCUCAAAGUGCUAACUGGAGCGUUGUGGGGUUUGAUCACAUAAAUGCACAGUUCCAAGGCUUCCCUUGCUUCCCUUUUCCCUCUUCUCCACUCCAAAACCGGGUAUUCACCUUCAACAUUUACAUGGUGAUCUGUCAUGCAUUAAACAAGGGUUGAAGUUUCACAUCCCCUAUCUCGCUACAGGCUAUGGUGGCUUGUUCUGCUUCUUCUCCCUAUCCUUGUAUUUUGAAUAUGAGCAGCAAUGUGGGUAGUCCUUCCUAUAUGAACUUAAACAGAUGUUCUGUCAGUUGAAUGGAACUACAGCUAAUGAAUAACUGAAACAGACUUAAGUUUUCAGCCACCACUUUAAAUUUUCGGCAUAAAGUACAGGAGAAGCAACUUUUCAUAUGGAAAGUGCCAAGAGAACUUUUUUGGAGAACUCUCUCAAUUGAAGGCUAAAAUAUCGUGGUAGCAGAAAAGAAUUAAAAUGGCUCGACUGGUAGCCUAUUUCUCCUUACAGAAUGAAGACUUAUAACAUGAUGUAGCAUCUGAGGUAACUGAGCUGAUCUGACUGAGAGGGACAAUUCCCAGGGUUGCUUAGAGCUGGAACAUCUGCCUCAAACAGCUGAGCUAGGCUAAAAUCCUGCAGUUAGAUCUUGCUCCACUGGGCUGCUCUCCAUGGCAAAUGGGGGUGGCUGAGGGCAGUGCUCUUUCCCUGGCCUCUAGCAGACUGAUGCUCACUGGCUGCCUUUACAGCUGAUGCUGAGCAUAUCUUUGCCAUGUUUGAUGGCUAAGUAGCAGACACUUAUUUCGUAUACAAAUGCUCUUAAACAUGUUUACCUUCUGUUUUUAUAACUGCUGUGAUUAACAUUGUGGAAUAAGUUUAACUCUAAUAUUUUCUAUAACUUUUAUAAUAAA
Rhea pennata is the source of this 3703-nucleotide messenger RNA. It is a transcript of the gene TM7SF3, whose product is annotated as transmembrane 7 superfamily member 3. The coding region runs from base 5 to 1693 and encodes 562 amino acids. Lineage: Eukaryota; Metazoa; Chordata; Aves; Rheiformes; Rheidae. The record is from RefSeq and is a predicted model, not a curated record. Gene Ontology annotation, biological process: negative regulation of programmed cell death. The transcript is spliced from 12 exons. Gene Ontology annotation, cellular component: plasma membrane.